UAACUACCUUGUUAAUGGAAUAUUGGGGUCUGAGCGUUUUUCCAUCGGGAUAUAAGUGGGGUAGCCGUGGCAAUGAUUGGCCAGGACUUCCACGAGGCCUCCCGAGCGGACAUCGUCCAAUUGACGGGGCCACUGGCGAAAAUUCCCCAAUCAGGAUAGGCUCAGUUCUUCCGCCGCCUGGACCUUUGCCCACGAGUUUUUUUUUCUCUUCCCUCCUCUCUGUUCUACACAACUUUGUCUUCACCUCUUCCGAGUUGAUACAUUCAGAGACCAUAGGCGAGCGACUUCCGGGAGUUUUGCGCUCGUUCAGGUCUUCAAAAGCUCCCAUUCACGCUUAUCUACCCAUACCCCACUAUCUCGACCCUGCGAGAACCACUCUCGACAACGUUUAAUUUCACCUUCUCAGAACUACUCGGACAGUCAGUACGCUGGUCUCAUUAUGUCGGAUGCCAAAGAUCAAAUUACCGUUCAAGCGUCGGCCGCAACUCCGCACGAUAACUCCUCGAUUGCCCAAUUUCCGAAGGAUGGUACUUCGGCGGGUGUAGAUGCAAAUGUCCGUGAAGCGGACUCUGCCUCCGAGGAGGCUCCUGCGGACCAGAUCGACAAGAAAAAGAAAGGCUUCCUUGCGUAUUUUACGACAAAGGAGUUCUAUAUCAUUCUGAUACUUGGACAGAUCUUGGCAAUCACGAAUACAGCUACUAGUACUUUCAGUACACUCCUUUCAGAUAGAGGCACCUCGAUUCCGGCUUUCCAGACUUUCUUCAACUAUGUACUGCUGAACAUCAUGUUUACCCCGUACACGAUGUACCGUUACGGCAUUAAGGGCUGGGCCCAAAUGGUGUGGAAAACCGGCUGGAAAUAUAUCAUCUUAGCAUUUUGCGACGUCGAAGGCAAUUAUUUCAUCGUGCUGGCAUACCGAUACACAACUAUGCUUAGUGCCCAGUUAAUUAACUUCUGGGCCAUUGCAGUCGUCGUCAUCAUCUCGUUCCUAUUCUUACGCGUCCGCUAUCACAUCACGCAAGUUCUGGGUAUUUUGGUCUGUAUCGGUGGCAUGGGCGUCUUGAUCGCAUCCGACCAUAUCACCGGCACCAACGGCGGCGAUGUUAGCAGCGGCGACCAACUGAAAGGGGACCUUUUCGCCCUCCUGGGCGCAACUUUCUACGGUCUCGCCAACACCGGAGAAGAGUACUUUGUCAGCACAGCACCCGUCUACGAAGUGUUGGGCCAGAUGGCGUUCUGGGGCAUGAUCAUCAACGGUGCCCAGGCCGGCAUUUUCGACCGUGCUUCGUUCAGGACCGCCACCUGGAACAGCGAAGUCGGUGGUUAUCUCGCCGGAUACACCCUUUGCCUGACCUUCUUCUACUGCAUGGCUCCGCUCCUCUUCCGGUUGUCGUCCGCUGCUUUCUUCAACAUUUCCAUGCUGACCAUGAACUUCUGGGGCGUCAUCAUCGGCAUCAAGGUCUUCCAUUAUACCAUCCACUUCAUGUAUCCGAUCGCCUUCGUGCUUAUCAUCGUCGGUCAGCUGAUCUAUUUCCUCGGCCGUCGGGUCCUGGGCGAAGCGCGCAAACCUUGGCUGGGUAAGAAUCAGGAACGUGGUGUAUCGGGUCUGUUCACUGCGAAGAGAAUGAUCGAUACUGAGGCUGUCGCGCCUAAUCAUAAUCCUAAUUUUACGACUCAUGAUUCUGCCACGGCCAAUAAUGAUCCUCGCACGUCACAUACUAGUCCAGUUUAGGGUGGCGUUUGGGGGUUUGUUAUCGUUUCUUGUUUUGCGAAUACUUCUUUUUAUUUUUCUUCAUACUCGGGCUCUAAUUCUGCUCUAUAUCUCUCUCCAUCGUUCUAUGAUCUUCCUAUAACUGCUAUUGCGCUGAGGUGUGGUAUGCUAUUGUGCAAAAGUUACUGUUUUUCCAUGUCAUCUUCGUUUUUCCAACUUACUGCGGUCUCUAUAUCCUCUGGCAUAUAUACUAGAGAUAGAAAAUCCAACAUUAUAUCAGACUUUGGUACAAUUCAGAAGCAAAAUCCCUUGUGUCUACUGUGACUUAAUACCGCAA
Messenger RNA from Aspergillus pseudonomiae, 2048 nucleotides. RefSeq names its product DUF914 domain membrane protein. The record is from RefSeq and is a predicted model, not a curated record. Gene Ontology annotation, cellular component: membrane. Lineage: Eukaryota; Fungi; Ascomycota; Eurotiomycetes; Eurotiales; Aspergillaceae. The coding region runs from base 440 to 1732 and encodes 430 amino acids. Gene Ontology annotation, molecular function: transmembrane transporter activity. The transcript has 4 exons. Gene Ontology annotation, biological process: transmembrane transport.